Messenger RNA from Neltuma alba, 1234 nucleotides. Its product is annotated as patellin-4-like. Lineage: Eukaryota; Viridiplantae; Streptophyta; Magnoliopsida; Fabales; Fabaceae. Bases 74 to 1027 code for a protein of 317 amino acids. The transcript is spliced from 2 exons. The record is from RefSeq and is a predicted model, not a curated record. Gene Ontology annotation, molecular function: lipid binding.
UGGCACAAUCCAUGCUACUUCAUUCCAUUUUCUUCCUUUUCUCCUCUCCCUCUCUGUCCCCCAAGUCCUCGCCAUGACUAGAGAACAACCCCACCCCGCUGAGGCGCUUGUUGAACAACAGCCACCACCUCCCACCGAUUCCCAACCCCCAACGGUCCUCAAGAGCUCCUCUUACAAGGAAGAAAGCAACUUCCCUUCUGAUCUCAAAGACUUCGAGAGAAACGCCUUGAACCAACUCAAAUCUAAGCUCCAAGAAGCCAUCGCCGGAAGCACUCUGUUCCCCAGGCAAGAAAAGGAUGCUGCUGACGCUCAUGACGGUAACAGAGUUGAACCGGUGGAAAUCCACCACAAGGGUAUUUCUCUGUGGGGAGUACCUCUCUUGCCCAGCCAAGGAGCAAAGGGUGUUGACGUUGUUCUCCUCAAGUUCUUGAGGGCUAGGGAGUUCAAAGUCAAUGAAGCUUUCGACAUGCUGACCAAGACGCUUAAAUGGCGCAAGGAAUCCAAUAUCGAUUCCAUUCUUGACGAGGAUUUUGGCUCCGAUCUGAGAUCCGCUGCUUACAUGAACGGCGUGGAUCGCGACGGUCAUCCCGCGUGCUACAACAUUUUUGGGGUGUUCGACAGCCAAGACAUGUACCAUAAGACAUUUGGGACUGAGGAGAAGCGAAUUGAGUUCUUGAGAUGGAGGUUGAAGUUGAUGGAGGAGGGUAUUCAGAAGUUGAACAUGAAGCCCGGAGGUGUUUCUUCCUUGCUUCAGAUCAAUGAUCUUAAGAACUCCCCUGGUCCGGCCAAAAAGGAGAUCCGAGUUGCCACGAAGCAAGCUCUUGCCAUUUUGCAGGACAACUACCCUGAAAUGGUUGCCAAAAAUAUUUUCAUCAAUGUGCCUUUCUGGUACUAUGCUCUCAAUGCCCUUCUAUCUCCUUUCUUAACACAAAGAACAAAGAGCAAAUUUGUGGUUGCUCAUCCUGCGAAGGUCACCGAAACCCCGCUCAAGUAUGUCUGUUAUCCCAUUCUUUAUCAAGUUGACUAAAACUAAAACAACGUUUACUUGAUUCGAACAUCACCAUCAGCCUCAUCCAAAUAACUUUUUCAUCACUCUGUUAAUCCCAAUUGUGAUAUUCUUUCAAUCUCGUGAAGAGUUUAGUUCACGUGAAAUGAUGAAAUUCGAAUAAAUUGGACUUCCAAGUAUCAUAGUUAUACAGGAGAUUUUUCAAAGGUCUGCGGAAGACAAAACUGA